Messenger RNA from Phaeodactylum tricornutum CCAP 1055/1, 2613 nucleotides. It is a transcript of the gene P5CS, whose product is annotated as delta l-pyrroline-5-carboxylate synthetase. NCBI's taxonomy places the organism in Eukaryota, Bacillariophyta, Bacillariophyceae, Surirellales, Neidiaceae. Bases 142 to 2385 code for a protein of 747 amino acids. The transcript is spliced from 3 exons. Gene Ontology annotation, molecular function: glutamate-5-semialdehyde dehydrogenase (NADP+) activity; ATP binding; glutamate 5-kinase activity. The record is from RefSeq and is a predicted model, not a curated record.
AAUCGACCCGGAUAUCCUUGGCUUUCUUUGAAGUCGUCGUACCAAUUCAUCGGUCGCUAGACACAACUUUCCCAACAGUAACAACAAGAGUAACUACACACGAUACUCAUACAACAACAACAAUCAUAUAAUCACGCAAGAAUGAUGCUCAAGAUGCAAGCAACCGACUUUGGCAAUUCCCGCAACGAGUGUCGUUCGCGUGCGGCGUUGCGCAUGGCGCGACGCGUCGUCAUCAAGGCCGGCACUUCGGUGGUGGCGAACGACGACGGGUCACCGUCGCUCACGCGUCUCGGCGCCAUUGUGGAGCAGAUUGCGGCACUGAAUCAAGCCGGCGUCGAAGUCAUCUUUGUGAGUUCCGGAGCCGUCGGCAUGGGCAAGAAUCUCUUGCGCAAACAGGCACGCCUCAACAUGAGCUUCAAGGAUCUGCACAAGUCCGACAGUCACCACGCGCACUUGGGGAGUGGACUGCACGCCUCCUACGCGGCGGCGGGACAAUUCGAACUCAUGAAUCUCUACCAGAGUCUCUUCUCGCCCAAGGGCGUCACGGCGUCGCAAAUGUUGCUCACACAGGCGGAUUUCGGGGACGCACAUCAUCUGCAGAACCUACGCUACGCCGUGGAUCGACUCCUCUCGCUCGGUAUUGUCCCCAUUGUCAACGAAAACGAUGCCGUAUCCGUACUGCCCGGAACCACGCAAGAAGCCGAACCCGUCUUUUCCGACAACGACAGUCUCGCGGCGCUCUGCGCCCGCACCUUCGGAGCCGAAGUACUCCUCCUGCUCACCGAUGUGGACGGUGUCUACACGCUCCCGCCCACACACCCCAAGGCCAAACUCAUACCCUUUUAUCACGCCAACACGGAACAAGUCGGAAUCGGCGUCAAGAGUGCCCAAGGUCGCGGCGGGAUGGCCGCCAAAAUUGAUGCCGCCCGGAACGCCGUCGCACCCGGAUCGGCCUGUACCGCCUGCGUUAUUUGCGCCGGGAGUGACCUCGACGUCGUCCGUGCCGUACUCAGUAAGGACUGGGACGGGGCCGAAACCGGCAAGGGCACUCUCUUUGCCACCCCCGAAUCGUGUUCGGAUGGGGCCCGCGAUAUGGCCUUGCGGGCUCGCCGAGAAGCCCGUAAACUCCAGGCACUCCCGGCCGAAGUUCGUCGGAAUAUACUCAACGCCGUUGCCGACGCCCUGCUGACCCGCAAGGACGAAAUCGUACAGGCCAACCAACUUGAUUUGGCCAACGCCGCCCAAGACAAAGUGGCGGGACCUCUCGUCAAGAGACUCGGCUUGACGGACGAAAAACUGGCCACGCUUGUGACCGGUAUUCGCCAACUCGCCACACUCCCAGAUCCCCUCGGCAACGUCAAGGCCAAACGAGAACUGGCCGACGGACUCGAAUUGUCCCUCACCACCGUCCCCAUUGGCGUACUCCUCAUUAUCUUUGAAUCUCGACCGGAUAGCCUACCCCAAAUUGCCUCGCUCGCACUAGCCUCCAGCAAUGGGCUCUUGCUCAAGGGCGGCAAGGAGGCCUACCAUUCCAACACGGCCUUGCACGACGUUAUUGGAGAUGCCAUUGAAAAAGGCAGUGAAGGACUCAUUUCCAAAGACAUUAUUGGUCUCGUCACGUCUCGUGGUCAAGUCAAUGAUCUACUCUCCCUCGACGACACGAUCGAUUUGGUCAUUCCUCGGGGUUCCAACGCCCUGGUCAGCUACAUUCAGGAGAAUACCAAGAUUCCGGUUUUGGGACACGCCGACGGCGUGUGUCACGUCUAUAUUGACGCCAGUGCGUCGGCAGAAGCCGCGUGUCGGAUUGCCGUCGACGCCAAGACGGACUAUCCCUCCGCCUGCAACGCCAUGGAAACCUUGCUUUUACACGCCGACACGGUCGAAAACGGCGUCGCCUUGAAUGUCUUACAGGCCCUCCGCUCGGCCGGCGUCAAGUGCCUCGGUGGCCCCAAAGCCAUGAAGGCUGGAUUAAGCGACGUGGCCACCCAAAAGACCAAGCACGAGUACGGCGAUUUGACGUGCCUGGUCGAAAUUGUCGACAGCAUAGACGAGGCUAUUGACUGGAUCCACGAAAACGGUAGUGGCCACACCGAAGCGAUUGUGUGUGCGCCGGACUCGCCCGCCGGAGAAAUUUUUCUACAAAAGGUCGACGCCGCUUGCGUCUUUUGCAAUACCUCGACCCGUUUCGCCGACGGUUACCGGCUCGGGCUCGGCGCCGAAGUGGGUAUUUCCACCGGUCGGAUUCAUGCGCGGGGACCCGUCGGAGUCGAAGGACUUUUGACGACCAAGUGGCAGUUGCGUAGUCUGUCGGGAGAAUCUUACCUGGCGACCGACUUUGCCGGGGCCGACCCGAAACGGACGUUCACCCACAAGAAUUUGCUGUAAGCUCAGGUUAUGGGUGGUAGUGGCUGGUAUCUCUGUUGGGCCUCGGUACGUACGGACUUUUUUGGUUGGGAUACGAUAAACGCCCUCGAACUACGGUGUGAUUGUGUGUAGCUCAUUGACUGUGAGUAGACGAUGGCACUCUCGGCAGUUUUGCAUCCGCACACAUAUCCACGCCACCUCUCGUUUUAGAUUAAUCUCAUUGUUCUAUUAAAACAAACUGGACAAUGU